AUGCAGAUUUUGAUCUUGGGUCUCCAAAACCCAAAACUUCCACAUGCAAUCCAGUAUGAUCAAUAUAUAGAACGAAAUAAAGAUGAACCCCCAUCAUCGACUGCAUUUCCAUUACAAACCUUUGCUUCAUAUGGUUCUCAUUAUGAUGAAAAGCAUGUUACAAACUUUAAGCAUAAAGUUUCAAAUAAAGAGAACCUUAAAGAUCAUAAAUACAGCAAUUUGGAAAGAAUUGAAUCAAAAUUGGCUAAAGCAAGAUAUUCCAUCAAAGAAGCUAGCAAAGUUCAAAAUUCGACAUCAAUCCACCAAGAUCAAGAAUAUGUUCCUCAUGGCCCGAGUUACAGAAACGCCUAUGCUUGUUUUUGA
Vicia faba (fava bean) is the source of this 363-nucleotide messenger RNA. NCBI's taxonomy places the organism in Eukaryota, Viridiplantae, Streptophyta, Magnoliopsida, Fabales, Fabaceae. The record is from the annotation of a GenBank genome assembly.